This is a messenger RNA of Penicillium brasilianum, 3092 nucleotides long. The record is from the annotation of a GenBank genome assembly. Lineage: Eukaryota; Fungi; Ascomycota; Eurotiomycetes; Eurotiales; Aspergillaceae.
CCAGCACCUCCUCCCCUACCUCCCCUCCCAAGCUGCGACCUCUCUCCUCCCCCCACCCCUCCCGACUCUUCGUCAUCUCAAGCGCUUCUCCGCGUCUUCAUCAUGGCCACCUCUCGAUCGGUCGCAAGGCUGGUCGCCUACCGCCGGUCCCCCUUCAUGCCCAUCGGCUCAACCGCAAACUUCUCUUCCUCGGUGUCCCGCGCGGCAUCCCCAGCGGGCCCCCCUCAGCCCGGUUUCCGUCUGCCCCCGCCUACGCGCUGGGAUCAGGGCUCGGAGUCUUCUCUCGACAAGGCUAGCAAGUACUUCCUCAUGGCCGAGAUCUUCCGCGGCAUGUACGUCGUGCUGGAGCAGUUUUUCCGCCCACCUUAUACCAUCUUCUAUCCCUUCGAGAAGGGUCCCAUCUCUCCCCGUUUCCGCGGUGAGCACGCUCUGCGUCGCUACCCCACCGGCGAGGAGCGCUGCAUUGCCUGCAAGCUCUGCGAGGCCAUCUGCCCGGCCCAGGCUAUCACCAUUGAGGCGGAGGAGCGUGAGGACGGAAGCCGCCGGACGACCCGUUAUGAUAUCGAUAUGACCAAGUGCAUCUACUGCGGUUACUGCCAGGAGAGCUGCCCCGUGGACGCCAUUGUGGAGACCUCCAAUGCUGAGUACGCUACCGAGACCCGUGAGGAGCUUCUGUACAACAAGGAGAAGCUUCUCGCCAACGGUGACCGAUGGGAGCCCGAGAUCGCGGCCGCUGCUCGUGCCGAUGCUCCUUACCGAUAAUCAAAUCGCCCUUCUUUCGUUACUUAUUGUGGUCCUCAGCAACCCAAAAUUGCGAAUGAUGAAUUAGGACCCGUGGAAGUGGCACGGGCUCAAUAUCAGAACGCGCCAAAUGGCGUACGUCCAAAAUCUAGAAAAGGGCUCUCUACUUGCCCUCUCACAUCAGCACACCUUGUACAUAACUCACCCUCGACCUUGUGUUAUCUCUGUCGUACUAGUCGAUUACCAAAGGAAGGUUCCAGCUUCGUUCGGGAACCAAGCUCCUUUGUCAUUUUUUUCUUUCCUAUGUUCUGGAAUAGCAGGUCUCUUUUAUUUCCCCCCCCCCACAAGCUCAAAUUUGAUUAGCGAUAUAUCUUCAUGACACAGUAGUUCAGCUACAUUGUUCAGUUGGUUUGGGUUUAAGUUGGUCCGACCUCUGGACGAGGCCCUGGCAGCCCACCGCGAUAUAUUCGGUUACGGACCUCAGUACCUAGUUCGUCAACCUAGAAUCCAGGAAAUAGGGAUCUACUUUUAGAUCUAGAAAGUGGAUAAAGGGAACAGAGUGAAAAAGGGCUGAACAAGCUAUAUUUGUAUUCACAAAUAAAAAAUGGAUCGCUACCCAUGCUGACGUACAUACAAGACAUAACUGCCGCUGAAACACAGCGCAAACACCAAACACCAGAAUCCCCGGAUGGAUAUUUCCCAGAUCGAUGUCUUAAAAACACUUUUUGUUUUUUUUAUGUUGUGGGUAUUCUCCAGCUCCAGCCAUCUUCCGAAGGAAGGAAGAAGCUUGAAAUGAAGGAUGAAAAGGCACCAAGGCUAUGGGCAAGUAACCAUAGCUUUUGAGAGAAAGGAAAUGUGACGAACGAGAUCACUUCUUCUUGCCGCCAACCUUGGCCUUGAAGCUACCCUCAAAACCCGGACGAGCCUUCUUCUUGCCACCGCCGGAGGGCUUCUUGCCCUUGCCCUUGCCCUUGGUGCCCUUCUCGUCACGGCGCUUGCGCAGGUUCUCUUCACGCUUGGUUUGACGCUGUUCCUUCAUGCGAGAGACGGUGUCGAUGCGUUCUUUCCAAUCACGCUCCGAUCUCUUCUUUGCGGUCUCCUUGCGCUUGAGGGCCUUCUUCAAUAGAGAGGUGUCAUCACGAACUCGUUCACCGUGAGCGCGCUUCUUGGCGUUCAACCAGGCAUCCUUCUCCUCGAGCUCAGCGCGCUUUUCCGGAUCCAUUUCGGCGAGACGGGCCUUCUUGGCCUCUGCGGCCUUGAGCAGGGCGGCGGCAUCCUUAUCCUUGGGGCCGCGGGUCUUGGACUGAUCACGGACGCUAGAGAGAGAGGAAUCGGCGACUUGACCAUCGGCGAACAUGACAUUACCGAAAGAGAAGUUGUUGCUGGAGGAUCCGACAGAGUCGGCGGGGGAGCGAGGAGAGGCGAGCAGAGAUCCAGAACCACCAGGGGAGAAUCGACGAGCCAUAGCCUCAUCCUUUUGGCGCUGCUCUUCGUCCUUGGCCUUUUGGCGCAAUUCCUUCUUGUGUGCCUUGCGCUGCUCAGCCUUUUGUCUCCGUGAGUCGAUCAGUUCUUGACGGUUGCGCGCGGGCUUGCCGUUAAAGCCAUCUGCGUGCCUCUUUGCCCGAAGCUCAUCGAGACGCUUUUGCAAGCGUUGCUUGAGUUCUUCUGGGGUGGCCUUCAAGGCCUUGGGCUCGGCGGAUUUGGCAUCGGUGGCGGUAGAAGGGGGGACAAUGGAGGAUAUGGAGGAGCUGCCUGAUUGAGGAUUCGAGGCAUCGGGGGAGUUGCGGGUGGAUGAAGCAGAAGAGGGGCCUUCCGGCUCCUCGUUGAAUUCGAGUGAGAAUCCUUCCUCGGCGACUCCGUCCUCGAGAUCGUCGCCGUCCUCAUUGUCGGAGGCAGCAGGUUCCUCAGUGGUCUUGUCAAUCUUCGACGUUGACUUCUCUGCAGCCGUGGAGGAUGCCUUUUCAGUCUGUUGCGGUUUUUCCUUCUUGGCACUCUCCUUGGCCUUUUUCUUCUCCUUUUGCGCAGCCUUCUUCUGGGCCUUCUUCUCUUCCUUCAGCUUCUUCCGAGCCUCAGCCUCCUCUGACUUUGCCUUCACAGCGGCAUCUGAUUUCUCAGUCUGCUUUUGCUUCUUGGCCUUUUCUCCCCGGUUGAGACCCUCCCCGGGAAUUUCGGAGCCGAGUUCUUCACCGUCCGACGAGUCGCUUUCGAGAGAUCCAUCCUCACGCUUGCGCUUACGAGCAUUAUCAUCCAUCACGUCUUUGGCGGUCUUGGCGGAUUCGGAUUCGGGGUCCAACUUUGCACGCUUAGCCUCACGGGCUUGCUCUUUCGUCUGCUUUUUCCGUUUCCAUUGA